Dovyalis caffra is the source of this 1656-nucleotide messenger RNA. The record is from the annotation of a GenBank genome assembly. NCBI's taxonomy places the organism in Eukaryota, Viridiplantae, Streptophyta, Magnoliopsida, Malpighiales, Salicaceae.
AUGAUUGUAUCCCACUGCUCUCUAACACGACCCUGGCCUUCGUCAAUUCACAAACCCUGCUUCCCAAAACUUAAAAAGCUAAAAUUCCCUUUAACUCUCACUUCUAACACGGUCAAUUCCUUAAAACUCACAACCCGUGUUCUCCAGCAAGGAACUGAAGUAGUGUCCCCUGACAACGCUCUUGUACAAAACCCAGUAAUUCAAACCAAAGAAGAAACAGAAGAUGAAGUCCCUGGAAUUUUCGAUGGAGUGGCAAGCACAGAAUCAGAAGAUAAAACCCCAGUUUCGUCUAAUAAAGUGAAAAAGAAGAAGAAAGAAGACGAAGACAGCUCUGAAAAUAGAUUCAAGCUUCGAAAUGGAAGAGAGGUCUAUGAGGAAAAAGCUUAUCUGGUUGGAGUUGAGCGGAAAGGCGAUAUGGCUGAUUCUUUUGGGACCGAGGAGUCGCUUAAAGAAUUGGGACAGCUUGCUGAUACUGCAGGGCUAUUAGUUGUUGGUUCUAGUUAUCAGAAACUAGCUUCUCCAAACCCGAGGACAUACAUUGGAUCAGGCAAGGUAGCGGAAAUUAAGAGCGCGAUACAAGGACUAGAUGUUGAGACUGUAAUAUUUGAUGAUGAGCUUUCUCCGGGACAACUGCGUAAUUUGGAAAAGACUUUGGGUGGAGAUGUUAGAGUUUGUGACCGCACUGCUCUUAUCCUGGAUAUAUUCAACCAGCGAGCAGCAACGCAUGAAGCAUCUUUGCAGGCAUGGUUACUGCUGCACUUUGUUGCAUUGGCUCAAAUGGAAUACCAGUUACCUCGAUUAACUAGAAUGUGGAGUCACCUUGAGCGCCAAGCAGGAGGCAGGGUGAAGGGUAUGGGAGAGAAACAAAUUGAAGUAGACAAGCGUAUCUUGCGUACUCAAAUUGGUGUUCUUAAAAAGGAGCUAGAAUCUGUUAGAAAACAUAGAAAGCAGUACAGGAAUAGGCGUACCUCUGUACCUGUUCCUGUAGUAUCUUUGGUUGGUUACACAAAUGCUGGAAAGAGCACACUCUUGAAUCAAUUAACGGGAGCGGGUGUUCUUGCUGAAGAUCGGCUCUUUGCGACGCUUGAUCCAACUACAAGACGGGUUCAGAUGAAGAAUGGGAAUGAGUUCCUUCUUACAGAUACUGUUGGUUUCAUCCAAAAGCUCCCAACUACCCUGGUUGCUGCUUUCAGGGCAACAUUGGAGGAGAUAUCAGAGUCAUCACUAUUGGUUCAUGUGGUUGACAUCAGUCAUCCACUGGCGGAGCAACAGAUGGAUGCAGUGGACAAAGUUUUGUCGGAACUGGAUGUAUCAUCAAUUCCAAGGCUGACGGUUUGGAACAAGGUUGACAGGGUCAGUGAUCCGAAAAAACUAAAGUUGGAAGCAGAGAGAAAACAAGAUGUUGUUUUUGUGUCUGCUUUGAAUGGCGAUGGGUUACAACAAUUCUGCAAUGCAGUUCAGGAAAAAUUGAAGGAUUCUAUGGUAUGGGUGGAAGCUUUGGUUCCGUUUGACAAAGGGGAGCUUCUCAGUACCAUACAUCAAGUUGGAAUGGUAGAGAGAACUGAAUAUACAGAAAGUGGGACAUUGAUCAAGGCUCAUGUCCCCCUUCGUUUUGCAAGGUUGCUAGCUCCUAUGAGACAGUUGUGUAAAUCAUAA